Molecule: messenger RNA, 1367 nt
Organism: Trichosurus vulpecula (common brushtail)
Lineage: Eukaryota; Metazoa; Chordata; Mammalia; Diprotodontia; Phalangeridae
Gene: SPMIP5
Product: chromosome 8 C10orf82 homolog
Exons: 8
Coding region: 369-1070 (233 amino acids)
Source: RefSeq, a predicted model, not a curated record
AGGAUCAUUCUGCGGGCUCCGGCCCGGGUCCCAGGGAGCAGCGCCAAGUCUACUACUCCAGCUCGGCCGCUAUUCACUGCUGGCUCGGGGAGCCCUGUGGGUUUCCAAGAAUCUUUCCCUCUUAGAGAAUGCGUUCCUCGUUUCAGCUGCCGCCACGCGGCAAGUAGGGGAAUGUGUCCAUGAAUUCCUGACCUUGCUUGAGAGGAAGUAUAACGAUAGAGGUUUUCUGUUCUCACAUCCAUUUACUCGUUUGAUCCUCAAAACAGCCUUGCGAGUUAGGGCUGCUGACUUAAUAAGAAACGGAUGUGCUGUGCAUUGAAAUUAUUAAAAGCCCAGUUCUCCCACACUCUUGACGAAAGCAAGAAAACAUGGAGCCAGUUCAAGAAAACAUGAACCCAUCACCAGUCUUUAUGCGAAGACUUCCGAUUACGCCAGGAUAUGGAGGUUACAUUCCUCUCCGGAUCAGCAGAAUGGGUGCUUCGCACAAGAGGGACACCAAUUUCUGUGUCAGAAAAUUCAGAGACACAACUCAGAGAUACAAAAAUCAGAUGGAUGCACUGAGAUACCAAGCAGCCACUGCCGACAAACUACAAGGAGUCUGUUCCAAGGAAACGGUUUUAAGGAUGAUACAUGAUUAUUACCUCCGCAAUCACCCAACUUAUAUAGAAGCUGAUCAUAAGAAGAAGCCUUUACAGGAGCCCCCCAUUCCUGGCUGGGCAGGCUAUGUGCCGAGAGCCAGGGUUACAGAACUUGGCUGUGCUGUGCGUCAUCAUGUGAUGGCAAAACAGAGCUAUGAAGAUUUCCUAAAUAUGACGGAAAUGCACAAGAAAGGUCCAUUCAAACGAUAUCAGAGCCUGAUGGAAGAUAAGCUAUUUAGAACCAUCCCUGUACCUCCUGAGUUUUGCCCAGGAUUUAAACCAAAAUGUGAAUGUGAAUAUUCCUCUACAAGACCCAGUGGAGGUGGCUAUGGAACCUCUUCACUCUCUGACUUUCCGACACAAUAUCGGGGACCCUGCGCACGGAGGAAAUACCUUGAACCACUAACCUGCACAGGCUAUGCAGGGGGAUAGGACACAUGGAACUCUUAUCGUGCUCUUGACUUAAGCAGCUUCAGCCCAUUGAAACACACACAUGUGCUUAAAAGUCCUGUCUAUUUGAAAUCUGGCUUCCUGAAUUUUACACCACUCUUAAAUAUUUAGGACACAGCCUCAAUUGUCCACCAGCUAUUCCACAAGAAUCCGUGCACCUGCUGACUGCACAAGUCAUUGGCCAUAAGUAUUCCAUGGGGACGCUAUGAUGAGCGACCGUUAUAUAGAUUAACUCUGAUCUUUUAUUGUGUUGGAAAUAAAAAUGCCACUUCUCUGUGU